Messenger RNA from Sphaeroforma arctica JP610, 1019 nucleotides. RefSeq lists its product as hypothetical. NCBI's taxonomy places the organism in Eukaryota, Ichthyosporea, Ichthyophonida. Bases 533 to 943 code for a protein of 136 amino acids. The transcript has a single exon. The record is from RefSeq and is a predicted model, not a curated record.
ACCUCUACCAACUUACCUCAUAUAUCUCAGGUCUCAUCUUGUCAUGUCUGUGGUGCCGUUGCUCAAUAUUUGUACUGGGGCAUUUCUUGGGAACAUGCCCUUCGGAGUCUGGCGUGAGAAGUGUCAUCCGCUUUCGAUUCAGUGGUUCUUUGCGGUGCAUGCGUGUGUGCCUUUGGUGGUUAUAGCUAGGAGGAGAGCUCGGCUAAGCGUAAAGUAUCUCCCCACUACACUGCUAGCAGCUGUUGGGGGACAGUUAGCUGGACCCAAGGUGUACACAGCCAUAACAGGUCAACCAAUUGCGAAGUUGGAUGAUAGUAAGAACGUUUCGAUUCUGUUUCAGUGGGAUUAGGUGUGUGUAGUGCGAUGGUCAUGGUUAAAGUCGAAGUAUCUGGGUUGUUAUUUCUCGAAGAGGCAGUUGCCAUGGAGCAUCUAGGCAUCUUCGGAUAACCAUAAAGAAUGAGAGAGAGAUUAGAUGUGAUCGAGGCUUCCGGCUAUCUUCAUCGUUAAAGAGAAGACCUGACAAUUGGGGCUUAUGGAAUCUCUCAAAAAGCAGUGGAGUGUUGUACGUGCACUUGAAGCGCUUCUCGUUGCCCACAGUGGCGGAAAGACAUACAUAGAGCUCUGGGCUAUGCUUCAAUCUGAGAUGGGCUGGCAUCUUCCAUGUAGUAUUAAAUCCAGGAUGGUUGAUCUUGGAUUCUGGGAUAUACCUGGUCGCAAAUUUAUUUUACUUGCUGAAUUAAGAAUUAAGAAUUUAAAAGUCAGAGGAUCCUGGAUGAAUGAGUGCGAGGACAGCAGCAACAUACAAAGAAAGAAACUCAAAUUUCGUAGUGAAACACUUGUGAUAUUCUCUCAGCUACAAGUUUCCACCGCUACAAGCGCGCAGACACUCUAUUUAUUGUCGCCUGGGCACGCAGACUGCACGAUUGACUACGUAGAGCGAUAAGCGUACUUUCGAUUGAAUAAACAAAACUCGGGACGGCAAUCUUCCUCCGUACCGAGUACAAAUGAGUUUGCAGAUA